Molecule: messenger RNA, 2023 nt
Organism: Vitrella brassicaformis
Lineage: Eukaryota; Vitrellaceae
Source: the annotation of a GenBank genome assembly
GUUGAAACCGCUCUCUCCCUCAGCGGGCCAUUCCCGUUUCAUAUCAGUUCAGUGGCCACUGAAUUUCCCAGGCAGAAUGGACCUGUUAGCUGACUACGGCUCGGACGAGGAGAAGGAAGCGGCAACCACAGCCAAGGACAUCAAGCUUACCGACGUCAAGCCCUCCCCGCCAGCCGCAGUGAGGCCAAAGGCCAAGAAGGUGAUCGACUACUCGGCUCUCACGAGCUUCAAGAACCUUCCCGCGCCGUUCGCAUCGCCCAGCGAGUCAGCGACGUCAGGGAAGCACGACCACCACGACCAGGAGGAUGCCGGUGAGGCUCCCUUGAAGCAGAAGGCGCUGGAGGCGGCGGCCAAUCGCAGGAAGAGGAAGGCUGUUGGGUUGCUGAGCGCGUUGCCGAAGCCGAAGAGGGUCAGCCAUGAGGAGGAGGUCCUCAGGGUCAAGCUUACAGCCGCUGACAAGGCGGGCAAGAAUGGGCGAGAGGAGCAGGCGGCGGCGGGGGGUGCGGAGGGUGUGGAGGGUGAAAGGCGGCGGGGUGGCCAGGUGGAUGAGGAUGAGGAAGAGGAAGAUGGGCAUGAGGAUGUGAUCUUCGGUAAUGGUGGUGGCCUGCCUGCCGCUGAUGCUGACGCGGAUCGUGGCGAUGAUGGUGGAGAGGAGGAGAAGAAGAGCGUCUCCAAGGAUAAGGGGACAGGUACGCCACGCCCGCUGCAGGAACACAAGCACACCACAACCAUAGCCCAUAGCAUCAUCUGCCUGACCUUUCUGACUGUCUGUCUGUCUGUCUGAUCAGUGUUGGACAGCGGUUUCUUCACGCUGGUCGACCCUGACUAUGGCGACGAUGACGAACAAGACGACGAACCACAACAGCCACAGCCACAGCCUACCCUGCCCCCUGGCCCCUCCCUCCCAUCUCACCCGUUGAUCCCAACCGCCGUCGCGUCAUCCUCUUCUGCUUCAGCAGCAGCAGCAGCAGGAGGGCCACUGGAGGGCCCGUCUCUGCCCGUCGCCGCGGGCCAUAUGGGCAUGCCGCCGCUGGCACCACCCAUGGCCUGGGGGGACCCCGCUGCCAUGAUGGGCAUGGGCAUGGCCAUGGGCGUGGCUGCCAGCGACCCAUGGGCAGACCAGCCAGACGAGAAGAAGGCGCCACGAGUAAGUCAGCCAGCGGCGAGAGAGCAUGCAGGCAGAAGCGGUGCAGCGGGGCGAUGGGUGGAUGUGAUGUUGUCUGUGUGUGUCGCGUGUCGCGUGUCGUGUGUGUAUGUCAGUAUGGCGAGUUGCCGGUGGAUAUGCGCAAGUUUGAGAACGUGCAGACCAUCAACGCCGAUGACCUCAGAGACAAAGACUGGUAAGACAAGACAAGUCAGGUCACACCACACCCUUCCCAGGGCACAUUUGUUUGUCACAAACACCAUACACACCAUACCUGUGUCUGUCUAUGGUGUGCCAGGCGUCUGAAGAAUUCGGUGGCGGAGGGCGCCAAGGGCGUGUUGGGCAUGGGCAGGGAGAAGGCGCCCUGGAACGCCAAGUACUACGACCCCAACUCGGGCAGCACACUCAUGAGCCACGACCCCACCAAACACCAGAAACGAAAACACCAGGUAGGCACCUACCAUAGACAUCACAACAAUGGCCGGCCACACCAUCCAUCCAUCCAUCCAUCAGGGCCGCUUCGCAUUCUCUGGCUGUGUGGUUGUGAUUGUCGUCACACAGAUUGGAUACCUUGCCCACGAGGCUCAGGAGAGGGAGCUGGAGUUGUUCGAGGCCACUGCACACACGCGGCAGUCCAAGUACCAGACACAGAUGAAGUACGGAUGGUAGACAGACAGAACAGACGACCUGUAGGGGGAUCGGUGUGGGUGUCGGUCGAUGUGCGUGCAUCUUUUUUCAUUCGCUGCGAUCGAGUGCUUUCGUUGUGCGCUGCUUUGACCGUGGUGGUUGGACUGAGUCAAGGACCGGGGGAUGCACUUUGUUGUGGGGUGGGUGGGUGCAUCACUCAUCCAUCCAUCCAUCAACGUGGCGAGUGUGAUG